Molecule: messenger RNA, 2345 nt
Organism: Osmerus eperlanus (European smelt)
Lineage: Eukaryota; Metazoa; Chordata; Actinopteri; Osmeriformes; Osmeridae
Gene: gimapl
Product: GTPase IMAP family member 4
Exons: 3
Coding region: 128-958 (276 amino acids)
Molecular function (GO): GTP binding
Source: RefSeq, a predicted model, not a curated record
CUGUCAGUCAGUAAAGCAGGAAAUCCUUGUACGGUGGAUUAGAGAGUAAGACGAACCUGCCGAUGAAAGGAUACUGUAGCUCAUAGCUAAUGUAAACCUGCAUCUUGAACCGCAAGAACAAAACAGUAUGGAAGCAGAUAAACCGCUACAAUCAACAGGAGAAGAUGUCCUUGACCCAGAAGAGGAGGAGAAGAGGGCGGCAGUAGCAGCCCGUGUGGCCAACCGCCUUCCAGAGCUCCGCCUAGUUCUUCUAGGCUGGCGGUGGCCUGGGAAGAGCCUGACAGGGAACACCAUCCUGGGCCACGAGGAGUUCCGCCUGGAGCGGGCUGCCGAGUUCUGCGUCAAGCGUGAGACGGAGGUUGAAGGCCGCCGCGUGACGGUGGUGGAUACGCCCGGGUGGUUCUCGGCCCAGGACACGUCGCCCGUGUACCAGAAAGAGAUGCUUCGAGGGGCCUCCAUGUGCCUGCCGGGCCCCCACGCCUUCCUGCUCGUCAUCCCAGUGGGCAUGUUCACGGACGUGGACCGCGCCCGCAUCGAGGAGCAUGUGGGCCUGUUCGGGGAGCGGGUGUGGAGGCAGACGAUCGUGGUGUUCACCUGGGCGGAGGUCUUGAGGACCAUAUCCAUUGAGAGGCACAUCCGCAGGGAGGGCAAGGAGCUUCAGUGGGUGCUGGAGAAGUGCAAGCGGAGGUACUACGUCAUCAAUAACUACAUCUUCGGGGAGCACCCUCAGCUGCUGAAACUGAUGGAGAAGGUGGAGAAGAUGGUGGCGGAGGAGGGGGGCUUCUACAACCCAGAGGAGGCCGUGGAAGAGAAGAAGACGACUGUGGAUCAGAACCAGAACACUGCACUUGUGGGACGAGAAUUAGGUGCACGGCCUAAGCAAAACUCGGCAGUGGGAUUAGCCAAAGCCAUGGAGGUGGACCCAUCCCAUAAUUCAGUGGAUGCACUGACUGACUGACUGAUUGACACACUGGCAGACUGGCUGACUGAAUUCUGGAGUGCUUUUGGAUCACCAACAGAACUGAUUUGAAAACUGCUGAAAAUGCAUUGAUGAAUGGGAUCAUUGGAAACUUGUAGGCUUGAAUGUGCAAAUUGUUAUUUAUUUUGGGAGAGGGAUGAAAUGUCUAAGCAGAUGUUCGAUUUUAUGUCACGUCCUUGGGAUGGUGUCUUGGGUAACAGCUACACUUACUCACCAGGAGACCUAGUGAUUGCCUCCUGGCUUUAUUGUAUAUUAGGUCAAAUCCCCUUUUAAAAUGUGUCUUAAACUGUUCCUUUCUGUCUUCCAUCCUUGAGGUAACGAUUGGUGAAAUCAUGUGCCCCUUUACACCAAACUGCUGCUUCCUAUGCUGUCAUCCGUGAUCUGUGGGAUGGGAGUGUAAAAGGACAGUUGCUCGAUACAUCUGUCUGUGACAUCUGUGAGUUCCACUAACUGGAACUCCAGGAACAUGGAAGACUUAAGAUGUCACCCCAAUGUGAACACUUCAACCUGACAUCACACUGUACUUAGUAUUAUUGGACUGCACUGCAGUUAUAGUAAACUGGGGAUAGAAUACAAAAAAACAUUGUAGUUGUUGUAGUUUUGGGAAACAGUUGGUCAGAUUCCCUCCUAAAUUGUGACCAAUCUUAGGAAUGUGUCUUGUUUAAAAUGUAUCUUAAUAUUUAUGUACUUAUGUUAUUCAUUGUUUCGACCCCCUUUUGACAAAAACAGCCUUUACAUAUUUAUGAAUGUUGUGGGUGUCCUUUCAGCACAGUUACCGUGUUGUACCUACAACAUAUAUUAUUUGAAGGUAUCCAAAAUUGUAAAAUAUUAUAACAAAUGUUUUAAUGAUUCCAAUGCUGUUGCAGUACUGUAUACUCAAAUCCUACUGUAUAAAUAUGACCCAAAUACUAUUCUACCCAAUGUACUCCAAAAACAAAAAUUAUAUUUCGAUUGCUUUCUCUAGAGCUCAUAUUCUCAGCUCGUACUUUCACAACCUAAUGUCCAAUGCUGGGUUCAGGGUCAUACUCCAUUGUUUAUAUGUUGAUAUGACAUGCUAACAUACAUUUUUAAAUGAUUGGUAUUUUAAUGUAACAUUUUAUAGGGCUCUGAACGGAGUCGAGCAAAGUGUAAGUACAGAGAUAUCAAUGUUACUUUUUAGGUUACUUUGAAUAAUGUAUGAAGUGACGGUAAGGUAUAAAACUGGUAGACGUCCAGGCCUGCUUAGUGACACUAUGGCAGUUUUCCUUUCAGCUGGAGCUGACUUGUUUGUAUGUGAGAACACAUUCUGUUAUUUUUGUAUUUCAAUUAGAGCCUCACAGUUUUUCUUACGUAACCAAUUAAAGGUUUAUAUUUUCAGUUAAACAUC